ACAUUUCGAUGCUCAAUUGUCAUCUGAGGUGGAAGGCGUACAACUGUCAUGUGAAGUUUCUGCGAGUUGUGGAGGUUGCUUUUUCGUAAAUUGUGUGUGUAGUUCACGUACCGUAGUAUUAGGAGAGCGUUUCUGUGGUGAAGAUCAUUCCCUUCUGUACCGUUUUCGUCUGACUGAUAAACAUGAUGGAAGGGUUGGAAGAUAACGCAGAUUUAAUUAACGACGAUAAUAGGAAGGACGGUUUAGACGAUAGAGACAUUUUAAGUGGUGAUAAUAGAAAGCCUGGAAGAUCGGAGACAGUGGAUUUAACGGAUCAUUCAUUACUUGUUGAUAUAUCUGAUGCUUUGAGUGAAAAAGAUAAAGUUAAAUUCACAGUUCACACUAAGACAACUCUACCAGAAUUUCGUAAAUCAGAGUUCUAUGUUGUUAGACAGCAUGAAGAAUUUAUAUGGUUACAUGACAGAUUUGAAGAAAAUGAAGAUUAUGCAGGCUACAUUAUUCCUCCAGCUCCACCUCGACCAGAUUUUGAUGCAUCCAGAGAAAAGUUACAGAAACUUGGUGAAGGAGAGGGUACUAUGACGAAAGAAGAGUUCACAAAAAUGAAACAAGAGUUGGAGGCAGAAUAUCUGGCAACUUUCAAGAAGACUGUAGCAAUGCACGAAGUAUUUUUGUGUAGACUCGCCAAUCAUCCAGUCUUUCGUAAUGACCACAAUUUCCGCGUGUUUCUGGAAUAUGAUCAAGAUUUGUGUGUAAGAGGGAAGAACAAAAUGGAAGUGCUUGGUGGAUUUAUGAAAUCUUUUUCAAAGACAACAGAUGAGUUGUUACUUACUGCAACUGGGGUAAAGGACGCAAGUGAAUUCUUUGAGCAAGAGAAAAACUUUCUGAUAGAUUACUACACCCAUCUAAAAGAUGCCACAGCAAAAGCUGAUAGGAUGACAAAACGUCACAAAGAUGUUGCUGAUAGUUACAUAAAAAUAUCAACUGGAUUUGUGCAGCUUUCAACAAUUGAUAAUACUGAUUUGGAAAAGUUUUUGACAAAAGUGGCAGAGACUUUUGAGAAAGCAAGGAAAAUAGAAGGAAGAGUUGCUUCUGAUGAGGAUCUGAAACUAUCUGAUACCUUAAGGUAUUAUAUGAGAGACACGUUUGCUGCCAAACAGCUUUUAUAUAGACGUUUACGUUGUUUAACGGAUUAUGAGAAUGCCAACCGAAACCUGGAGAAAGCUCGGACAAAGAACAAGGAUAUUCAUGCGGCUCUGGAAGUAGCAGAUGCAGAACUGGUGCAACAGCGUGCAUGUGAAAAAUUUGAGCAGAUGUCUGAGAAGGCUAAAGAAGAACUACUAGAUUUUAAAACGAGAAGAGUUGUUGCAUUCCGGAAGAAUCUAAUGGAACUGGCAGAGCUCGAAUUGAAACAUGCCAAGGCCCAGGUUCAGCUUUUCAAGAACUGUUUAGCAGCAUUGAAGGAAGAGUGACCAAGGGCAGAUUUCAUUCCUGUUUCGUCAGAGGAAAUAUCUUCUUUUGUUCUUUAGUGGGGAAAUUGAAUACAUGAGCUUAAUGGUGCAAAGAAUGUGAAAUAUUUUCCGAAUUUGGUUGUUGUGAAAAGGUUAUUCAGAGAAAGCAUUAUGAUGUAAAGCAAUACCAGUGCUUUACAUGUACUAAACCUUAUGACUGUCUUUGGAAGAAGGUAUUAGCAAAGUGUUGGUAUUGUAUGUAUAUAAAUGGACUGGUAGCUCAGCUUUCUGUUUUUCAAUGACAGGUUAUUACUUCAAACUUUGAUGGAAGAGGUCACUUUGGGCUUUCAGUGUUCAUGAAAGUAAGUGUUUAGUUUGAAUGUCAAAUGUGUAUAGCUUGAUUAAGAAACUGCAUGAUCUUCUGUUUAUCUGACAUGUCAAAGAUAACUGUGUUCGUAACAGCUGUAAUUUGGUAGUAUUAGCUGGUAUGCAAGAGUGAAUGUUUCGCCUCCUUUCAUAUACGCAGCUUGUGAGGGUGAUAAAAUGUGAAUGGGUGACAGGAAAUAUGUCUGUACAAGAGUAUUUUGUUCAUUUGUUCGUGUGAAAAGCAGGAAUUAUUGUUCACAGCAGAGCCAGCUAUAUAAUGGAACCUACACUUCAGAUUUUUCUUCCUCGUUCACUUUCAUAGCUGUGUUACUCAUAUUACUGUUAUGAGUAUGAAAAAGGCAUUUUAUGCAAGUGCAUGGAGUUAAUUUCUGUUGUAGUAAACUAUAAAAAAAGAUGACAACUGAAUGUAUUCUAUGCUGAAGCUACAGUGCUUUCAUUGUGACACGUUAACUCAAAUCCUGUUAUAAUGACUGAUUUAUGAAUUGGUAGAAAAUUUUUGUGUGUAGUUUCUGGAAUUCUUUUGCUCAAUGAUACAUUCUUAAAAUGAUCAGUACAAUUUAUUAAUUCCCAGGUUUUAGGCAGAUUAUAUAUUAUGGUAAAAAUAUACAGUAAACAUCUAAAUUUGGGCUAAAUGAGAAGUUAAUUGUAGAAAUCGGCAUAAUAUUUUGCAUGCAGAUGGACAGUGCUACUAAGGAAAAAGAUUAAGAGAUGCUGUUCCAUUGUGGAGAAAAUUGCACAUUAAAUUCUGUGGUUGCCUCCCAUGUUCACAUACUAAGUAUGUAUUAAUGUGGUAAUUAAUUUUUUAUUGUUUUGAUAUAUCAGAUAUACAAGUUGAAUGGAUAAUUUCAAGAAAAUAUUGUCUCAGAUUGAACAAGUUAUUUUGCAUAUAAUAUAUAUAAUAAAAUGUAUAUUUAAUGUGUCCUGUGUAGGAAAAGAUCUCAGUUGUACUGGUUUUGUAUUUCACAGAAUACGUAUUUCCAUUUAGUGUAGAGCAGGCUAGAAAUAGUGUGGUCUUCUGUUUUUCAGAGUGAAAGAAAUUUGAUAUCAUGUUUCCUUGUAAAAGUACUCUGACAACAUAUUGACAAUUUAACUGCAUGAAAGUAUAUUACGUGUAAAUUGUUAAAUAUUUUAUGUAUGCAACCUAUCCAAGUAUACUUUCCAGAAAUGUAUAUAUUGUUCACAGUGUGUCUUUACAUUAUAAGAGAAGAUAUGUAUUACAUGUAGUAUGGCAUUUUGCAUUUUAUUGGAAAAAAUCUCAUCCACUUGUGAAGGCUGUUGAUUCUGUUCAUAAUAUGUAUAAAGUAAUACGGUCACAGAGUAAUUAUUCUAAUGUUGUGCAUUUAUGUUAAAGUUUUCAUAAUAAUGUCCUGAAAGAUUAUCAAGAUCAUUGUCAGUAUAAUUGUGAAGCUUUCCAUUGUUUAGCUGUUAGUAUUGCCUUGAUACUGUACUGAAGUUGAGAGCAUAUAUUGUUUUGUACCAUGAAAUAUAGUCUUUUGUUACUUCAUUCUUCUCAUAAAUGAUUGUAAAUAUAUUUUCAAUACAAAUACAUGUCAAAUAA
Messenger RNA from Schistocerca americana (American grasshopper), 3393 nucleotides. RefSeq names its product sorting nexin-6 (gene Snx6). Bases 183 to 1469 code for a protein of 428 amino acids. The record is from RefSeq and is a predicted model, not a curated record. Gene Ontology annotation, biological process: phagosome-lysosome fusion involved in apoptotic cell clearance. NCBI's taxonomy places the organism in Eukaryota, Metazoa, Arthropoda, Insecta, Orthoptera, Acrididae. Gene Ontology annotation, molecular function: phosphatidylinositol binding. The transcript has 13 exons.